This is a messenger RNA of Rhizopus microsporus ATCC 52813, 919 nucleotides long. RefSeq lists its product as uncharacterized. The record is from RefSeq and is a predicted model, not a curated record. NCBI's taxonomy places the organism in Eukaryota, Fungi, Mucoromycota, Mucoromycetes, Mucorales, Rhizopodaceae. The coding region runs from base 91 to 798 and encodes 235 amino acids. The transcript has 2 exons. Gene Ontology annotation, molecular function: protein binding.
CUAAAUGUUGCCAUUUUUACUCUUUUUUAUUUUUUGGGGUAUAACGUACACACUAUUGUUCUUGUAUGUUAAAGUUGACUUUAAGUAUAGAUGAACCACCCUGGACGUGAUACUCUUGCUCAACGAUUACCACAAGAGAUACUAGGUGAAGUUUAUCGCCAUUUAACCAUCAGCGGCUUGCUUAUCUUGUCAUCAACAAGUCGAUGGCAGCGUUUUACAAUACUGAAUCAUCCCAUUUGGCAAGAAAUAGCUGAACGUUCUCGAUUGAGCACACCUAAGCGUAAAUACAAGACAUGGUAUGACAUCGUCAAGAGCAAAAUAAAUAUUAUAUGUGAACAAUGCUACUGUAUUGGAUCGCGAAAUGGACAGCGCUCUGUCCUUGCCAUAAAAGUCAAUGUCCAAGAAAACGCCACCAACAGGCGCUUGGCUAUGCUCCGCUUGUGUUUGGAAUGCAGAAAGGAUCACUUUAUGAAACAUGGAGUCAUAAAAGAGAAUGUGUUGCCUCAAAUAAGAUAUGACUAUCACAAUCCAGAAAAGCGUUUGGAAGAAACAAUUCGUUGGUGUGAAGUCAAGUUCAACUUUAACUUGCCUGCAGAACUAGUUCAACUUUUACCAAGAUAUACAGGUAAAUACAGGACAGAUGAUAUCAUUAGCUUGGCACGCACAAUGUAUGGAGGAGAUGUUGGUAUUGCUGCUUAUCAGAGGGCAAGAAAGAAUAGAAAAAGAUUCAAGUUUUCUAGAGAAGAAUUUCUCUUGCAAGAAAAUAUUUAUCAAAAAGUCAGAUAUGUGCGUCGUUAAGGCAAACAGGAAAUAAAUAUUAUACAGUCAAGGUUAUUUGGUUCUUUAAUCUGUAAUGAGCUUGGUUGUAGGCUUCACUAUGAUCUUACACUUUAUCCACAAAUUAUUCACACACUGAUAA